AUGACCUUGGGAUUAGACCACGUUGGCUUUCAUGAGAUGCAAGAGGUCGAGAUGAUCAAAAUUGACAUUCUACGCACGAUGUUACACUUACAUCAUCAACGCGGCCCCUUCAAUUUCGAGGAAUUCCAAUCAAAUAUUAGAGGCGCCUCCGUCAAGGAUCCAAUUCAUUGCACCCACAACAACAAACACAACACUACCUCCGCACGAGUACGUCCGAAUGGUCAUCAAGAGGCAGCCAAGACAUUAUGUAGUCGUCUGCAUCGUUCCCCAUUGGCUUCGCUCAAGCGCACAUACACAUCGAAACCCCCAGGACGCGGAUCCACAAGAUACGACAUGCGGCCUUGCUUACAGGAUAUGUUCAUCGCAAGUCGAUCUCUCUAUUCUACUAUCCAGCUCAAUGAUUCCUCUACAAGCCUGCGCUUGCUCAGCCAAGCCGCCUGUCUCUGGACCUGCAAACUUUCGAACCAUGCAGACAAACUGCGAGACUGCAAGGCCUCAGACCCGGAGACUCGCUACAGCUACAUCUGCAUCAAGGAGGCCGCGCUGUCGGCAAUGCUAUUUGCUAUGCGCGUGGGAGGUGGCAAGUACCCGGCUAACAUUCCCGACCACAACGCACCCGGAUUCAUCAACGAGGAUCAGAAGCAGCGCUUCGAGGAGACAGCCAAGGGGGAUGCGCUGCUGGACGAGAAUGAAGAGGGCAAGGGCCACGAGAUGAGCUUCCGUGGUAAACCGAAUCAGCAUGUGACGGGCGAGCUUAGUAUCCAAAGAGCGAGGGCUGCGUUUUACUCUUCACAAUGCGCUAGUACCAUAAGGAAGUCGUCUCUCCGAAGCUUGUGGGAACGUGGAUGA
Molecule: messenger RNA, 849 nt
Organism: Pseudocercospora fijiensis CIRAD86
Lineage: Eukaryota; Fungi; Ascomycota; Dothideomycetes; Mycosphaerellales; Mycosphaerellaceae
Exons: 7
Coding region: 1-849 (282 amino acids)
Source: RefSeq, a predicted model, not a curated record